Messenger RNA from Cordyceps fumosorosea ARSEF 2679, 903 nucleotides. Its product is annotated as Transcription initiation factor TFIIE, beta subunit. The transcript has a single exon. NCBI's taxonomy places the organism in Eukaryota, Fungi, Ascomycota, Sordariomycetes, Hypocreales, Cordycipitaceae. Gene Ontology annotation, cellular component: transcription factor TFIIE complex. Gene Ontology annotation, biological process: transcription initiation at RNA polymerase II promoter. Bases 1 to 903 code for a protein of 300 amino acids. The record is from RefSeq and is a predicted model, not a curated record.
AUGUCUUCCUACCUGGAGAAGCAGUCCGCCGCCUUCAAGGGCACGCUCGCGUCGGCGGCGUCGAAGCUCUCGAACCCGAUGAGCGUCAAGGCGGCCUCGCUGGCGCCACCGUCGCCGUCGCCGUCGGCGGCCUCAGACGGGGCGACGCCGACGCCGACGGCGAAGCGCAAGCGGGACGCGCACCCGGAGGUGUACUCGCAACCGCAGCUGACGGGCUAUGGCGUGGACGUCAAGUCGCACAUGAAGUUCGCCGUGGACUUCCUCAAGGCGCGGGGCGGGGCCAAGACGAUGAAGGACAUCGUGGACCACCUGAGCGUGCGCGGCACGUCGGACGAGCACAAGCGGGAGCUGGCCGACGGCCUGCGCGGCCACCCGCGCGUCGAGUGGCGGCCGGACACGAGCCUGACCGAGCAGACGUGGCGCACCGGCACGUACGCCUACCGCCCGGUGGUACCCGGCGUCAAGGACGAGACGAGCCUGCUGGCGUUUUUGCAGCGCAAGACGGACGCGUCGAGCCUGGCGGUGCGCGACCUCAAGGACGGCUGGCCCGACUGCGAGGAGGCGCUGGCGCGGCUGGAGGCCCAGCACAAGGUCCUGGUGACCCGCACGAACCGCGAGAACCUGCCGCGCCACGUCUGGCUGGACGACGCGUCGCUGCACCACGCCAUCCAACCCGAGUUCCAGGCCCUGUGGCGCCGCGUCCAGAUCCCCAGCGUCGACGACAUGCACCGCAAGCUGACGAGCGUCCAGCUCAAGCCCACCAGCGAGGACCCGCGCAAGGCCGCCGCGGCCGCCGGCAACAAGCCCAAGGUGCAGAAGAAGCGCGUCAGCAAGCGCGGCGGCAAGCAGACCAACGUCCACAUGACGCACCUCUUGCAAGACUACAGCAACCUACGACGCUGA